AUGGUGGAAAUCCUGCCUCAAGGGAAUCCAGAUCAUGGGGCCUUAUUGCAAGUUCCCAAGGAGGACAGGCCCUGGUGGAAGAAGAUUUGGGGUCCUAAAGGCCUACAUUUUUUUAUGUUUUUAACAUCAGUUGCCCUUGUUAUCAUCACACUCGUUCAGCUCAUAAACAACUGGGAAAGUUACCAGUCUGGCCAUUGGGUUCUGGUUGCGCAAAUUGUUGUUCAGGCUCUGCAAGCUGCUGCAGAUGGCCUCAUUUUCUCUGGUGCUCAGGGAACACUUGGUUCCAUCUCUGCUUUUGCUGUGCCAGUUCUUGCCUUCGUUGGUCUAGUUCUCUUCCUGGUGAGCGCAUUCGUCCUCAAGGCCGAGCGUGAACCUACAGUGUACGAAAAUGAAUCAAGGAAACUGGAAAAUCGUGGCUUGGCAAGAGCGAUGAAACACCUAAAGUCCAGCUACUUUGGUCCCUGA
This is a messenger RNA of Penicillium angulare, 465 nucleotides long. RefSeq lists its product as uncharacterized. Lineage: Eukaryota; Fungi; Ascomycota; Eurotiomycetes; Eurotiales; Aspergillaceae. The record is from RefSeq and is a predicted model, not a curated record. Bases 1 to 465 code for a protein of 154 amino acids. The transcript has a single exon.